CCAGGAAUGGGCCAUCUUUUCCCACUCAUUGAGUUUGCAAAACGACUUGUCGUCCACCAUGAAGUUGCCAUAAUCUUCAUUGUCCCUAAUGAUGGCUCGUCCAUGGAACUCCAAAAGAAGCUCCUCCAAUCCCUCCCGAAACCCAUCUCAUACGUCCUCCUUCCGCCGGUGAACUUUGAUGACCUCACCGAGGACAGUGUCAUUGAAACUCGCAUUGAACUCACCUUGACUCGCUCCCUCCCUGCUCUACGCGAGUCCCUCAAGGCCAUUAUGGCCGAGUCAACUCGCUUGGUGGCUCUUGUAGUAGAUGUGUUCGGUCCAAGCGCCUUUGACGUCGCUCGAGAACUCGGUAUCCCGCCCUACAUUUUCUUCCCUACGACAGCGAUCGUGUUGUCGUUUUUCUUCUACUUGCCUAAGCUUGACGCCAUAACUUCCUCCGAGUACCGAGACUUGCCUGAACCGAUCAGUUUACCGGGUUGUACACCGGUUAAAGGACGCGAUCUUUUCAGCCCACUUCACAAUAGGAAGACCGAGAUCUAUAAAUCAUUCGUUCGUAUGGCGGACCGGUACAAUCUGGCUUCUGGGAUUAUGGUCAACAGCUUUAUGGAGUUGGAACCGGGUACUUUCAAGGCACUAAAGGAAAGGAUCCACGGUAACCCGUCGGUUUACCCGGUUGGACCGAUGAUACAUACCGGUUCACGUAAUGGGUCGUCAGACGAACCCGAGUGUUUGAGUUGGUUGGACAAGCAACCCAAUGGGUCAGUGAUGUUCGUCUCAUUUGGAAGUGGUGGGACCCUCACUCAAGCUCAGUUGACUGAGCUCGCCUUCGGGCUUGAAACGAGUGGCCAAAGAUUUCUUUGGGUUCUCAAGAGCCCAAAUGAGAAAUCUGCGGACGCGGCUUUCUUCAGCCUCAAAAGCACCAAAAACCCAUUCGACUAUUUGCCCGAAGGCUUCUUGGAAAGGACCAAAGACGUGGGUCUAGUGGUGGAAUCUUGGGCACCGCAGGUUCAGGUCCUGAGCCAUGGCUCC
Messenger RNA from Morus notabilis, 1029 nucleotides. Its product is annotated as hydroquinone glucosyltransferase-like. Lineage: Eukaryota; Viridiplantae; Streptophyta; Magnoliopsida; Rosales; Moraceae. The record is from RefSeq and is a predicted model, not a curated record. The annotation marks the transcript as partial. Gene Ontology annotation, molecular function: UDP-glycosyltransferase activity. The transcript has a single exon.